AUGAUCCGCCGCGCCCUCUUCAGGGGCUCUCGGCUCAGGGGCCACGGCUCUCUUGCGUUCCAAGGCACGUCAAACCCCGUGGCGAAGUGUCCAUUCACCGCUGCAUUGGGUGAGCAGAAGCUGGAGUCUGUGGCGACAAGCACGGAGACAGCGGCUUGCCCCGUACUCGGCGUAACCCCUAAGCUGCGGUGCCCGAUAGAAACGCAGCAGUGUAUCAAGACAUUACCAACACAGCAAAUAAUAUACCAACUAGGAAAAAUUCGAUUAUCUGCGUUUGUUACUGCUACAUCAGUAGUAGGAUACGUAAUAUGUGGCGGGGCGAGUCCUGUGAUAGCAUCGGCGGUAACUGUUGGCACUCUCUUACAGUGCUGCUCAGCAAACACGGCAAAUCAGGUCAUAGAGGUGGAGCAUGAUAAGAAGAUGAAGCGAACGUGCCGUCGGCCCUUGCCAAUGGGCUACGUAACACGAACAAAGGCCUCAGCCUUAAGUGGUGCUGAGUUAUUCCUUGGCACUGGCAUUCUAUACCUUGUAAACCCACACGUGGCCGCUCUGGGCGUGUUUAACUGGCUUCUGUACGUUGCUGUGUAUACCCCACUUAAACGUGUUUCAGCUGUGAAUACGUGGGUAGGCUCUAUUGUUGGGGGAAUACCCCCUCUGAUGGGUGGCAUAGCUGCAGUGGAUGCCGUGACAGGUCCUGCGUGGCUGUUAGGAGCUCUCCUUGUGGCGUGGCAGAUUCCGCACUUCAUGGGACUGAGCUUUCAUUGCCGUCGCGACUAUGAGUCCGCUGGCUACAAAAUGCUGGCGUUUUACAACCCGUGGCGUGCAUCUUUUUAUGCCGUGCUUCUCUCCCUCGCGAUGGCUGUCAUGACGCUGGCUGGCCCGUCCUUUAUCGGUAUGCCUGUCGAAGGGUGGUUCUACCCCGCGAUGGUUAUUGCCAACUUUCUUAUGGUAUACAAGGCGUGGCUGUUUCAUUGUGAUCCAAAGUUGCACUGUCGCGGUUGCUUCGUGUUUUCCUACAUGUACCUGGCGAUUACCCUGGCAGCCUUAAUACUGAAUCACUUUGAGCCGGUAGAGAGGUUUAUCACCACAGUUGAAUGCGUCACAGCUCUUCUAAGUAGCGAAGAUAAAGAGUCGGUCUCUCUGGGAUAG
Trypanosoma grayi is the source of this 1149-nucleotide messenger RNA. RefSeq names its product putative protoheme IX farnesyltransferase. The record is from RefSeq and is a predicted model, not a curated record. Gene Ontology annotation, biological process: heme biosynthetic process. Lineage: Eukaryota; Euglenozoa; Kinetoplastea; Trypanosomatida; Trypanosomatidae. Gene Ontology annotation, cellular component: mitochondrion; membrane. Bases 1 to 1149 code for a protein of 382 amino acids. The transcript has a single exon. Gene Ontology annotation, molecular function: protoheme IX farnesyltransferase activity.